GUGGUUUAAAUAAGGCUCAUUCUGGUGCCCCAGGGAGACCUGAGGCCCCUCAGCAACUCCCACACCUAAUGCAGGACAACACCAUUGACUUCCUGGCCUCCGUGGCAGCCCUGAACCUCGUGCUGAGAGGCACUCUGGAACACAAGUUGAAGUGGACCUUUAAGAUCGAUGACAAGGACAACAACGGCUGCAUCGACCACCUGGAGCUACUGGACAUUGUGGAGGCAAUCUACACGUUGAAGAAGGUCUGCCAGGUGGAGAUGGAGGCCCAGGAGAGCCCGACGCUCACGCCCGAGGAGGUGGUGGACAGGAUCUUCCUCCUGGUGGACGAGACUAGAGAUGGCCAGCUGUCUCUGGAUGAGCUCCUGGACGCCAAGUGGGUGAUGAGCAUGCUGCCGAUGGAGGUGAAUCCCAGCACCUGGGUCUCUCAGCAGCGGAGGAGAAGCGCCAUGUUCUGAGGGGUCACGCGAGCCCCAUGACCCCCGGGGGCAUCCCCAAACCUUUCAAGACUCAAAGCUCACUCAGGUUUGCAAGUAGUGCAGGGUCUGUGGCUCGGCCCCAUCAUCCCCACUCUGAUCCUGGCUCAGGUCCUGCCCUUGUAAGGAGCUGAGUGAGGAGUGGGGGUGGGAUAAAAAUUACACCUUCCAAAGGCCCUAAGGAGUAUUCAUGGGAAGACCCUCGCCCCCUCCUACCCAUGCCUCCUCCCAGGGUGUCUACAAGGGGAAAUGCAGCAGGUGGAGCAGUGGGGUGUGCUGAUGGGGGCUGUUUCCGCUCCGCCCGGGUACUUUCAAAUCACAAGCCUCACCCUCAG
Molecule: messenger RNA, 811 nt
Organism: Echinops telfairi (small Madagascar hedgehog)
Lineage: Eukaryota; Metazoa; Chordata; Mammalia; Afrosoricida; Tenrecidae
Gene: GUCA1B
Product: guanylate cyclase activator 1B
Biological process (GO): visual perception
Cellular component (GO): cone photoreceptor outer segment; photoreceptor inner segment
Molecular function (GO): calcium ion binding; calcium sensitive guanylate cyclase activator activity
Source: RefSeq, a predicted model, not a curated record